AACAAAAUAUGUAAGUAACGUUAUAUUAAGCAGUACUUUUGUAGGAACUUCAUCAUUUACAAUUUACUGUGCACCAUAUACAGUUCUUCCAGGUCUUCAGAUAGAAUAAUAAAUAAGAUGGCUCGUUUAGUUCUCAUCGUUGCUGCAGUUUGUUUAGUUGAAAUUUUCGCAGAUGUUCCUUCACAUCCAACAUAUCUUUAUUCAUACUCAGAGCACAGAGGAAGUUUAAAGCCUCUUAAAGCUACUGAGGAAGUCCCAUCAAACGCAUAUGAAUAUCAUGUCAUUCCCAAAGACGAAUACCCAGUUGUCGAAUAUGAUAGUACAGCCAAAUCCUCCAUCUUUGAUUAUAUUACCGAUCCUAUUACCGCAAUAACUACUGUCGCAUCUAAAGCACUCAGUGUCGGCAAAUUCCUUUUAGUCAAUGGUGGCUUGGUAGUCCUUGGAAUGGCUUUAGUAAUAGGUUUUUGUGGCUUUACUCCAUAUUGUACACUAAAAAUCGAAAAGCCAUUCGUAACCGGAAUUAGAUCUCUUAAUAUACCAUAUUUAGACCACGUGGAGUCCUAUUUGAGGAAAGCUUAUGACAAAUAUCAUGCAAUGCAACACUAAUAAUUGUGUUAGUCCUUAAGUUAAGUUUUAUUUAUUCCUAUUGUUUACUAAAAAUAAAUUGAAAUUACAUACAA
Molecule: messenger RNA, 680 nt
Organism: Galleria mellonella (greater wax moth)
Lineage: Eukaryota; Metazoa; Arthropoda; Insecta; Lepidoptera; Pyralidae
Exons: 4
Coding region: 118-606 (162 amino acids)
Source: RefSeq, a predicted model, not a curated record